This is a messenger RNA of Melampsora larici-populina 98AG31, 1599 nucleotides long. RefSeq lists its product as uncharacterized. The record is from RefSeq and is a predicted model, not a curated record. The transcript has 5 exons. Lineage: Eukaryota; Fungi; Basidiomycota; Pucciniomycetes; Pucciniales; Melampsoraceae. Bases 1 to 1599 code for a protein of 532 amino acids.
AUGGAUCCAACCAAACAAUUGCCACCAGCUCAAUUCUCACCUAUCGAACCAAGCAACACUACCGAUCAGCUCAUGAGAUUACCCUUGGACUACAACAUCCCCCCUCAACAGGCGGGAUUUGACUUCCACCCGGGUUACAUAUCACCUGAUCGAUCCUCUCACUCGGACUCCAAAUCCGACUCUCACUCCAGCUUUGAAUCGGAAGAUCAAUCAGACUCUGCUAGCGAUGCUGAUUCUGACUCAUCAGACAUCGAGAUCAUAAUUAGUGAGCCCAAACCGAAGACAACACCCUUUCAGAUGGCCAUCGAACCGCGGGAUAAGAAGCCACUUAUUGAAACCCCAAAGUAUUCUCCUGAAUCGAGUGAACUUCUUCCGGAACCGUUCACGUUUCCAAACCCGUUCUUGUUCCAAGAACCAAAAGCGAUUGGCCAUCCAGCUCAAUCUCAAGGAAACAAUGUCAAAGUCCCUGAAGCUCACAACGAACUGCCAGUUGAUCCUCUUCAAGUCUCUUCGAAUUAUCACUCAAAAAAGAAGAAAAAGGCAAAGAACAAUCCCGAUCCUCUUCAAGUCUCUUCGAAUUCUCACUCAAAAAAGAAGAAAAAGGCGAAGAACAAUCCCGAUCCUCUUCAAGUCUCUUCGAAUUCUCACUCAAAAAAGAAGAAAAAGACCGAUCCUGAAUCCGAUCCUCUUCAAGUCUCUUCGAAUUCUCACUCAAAAAAGAAGAAAAAGACCAAUCCCAAUCCCAAUUCCAAUCCGAUUCCUUCUUCCAAAUCUCACUCAAAAAAGAAGAAAAAGUCAAAGACCAAUCCCAAUCCUGAUUCCAAUCCGAUUCCUUCUUCAAAAUCUCAUCUAGAAAUCAAACCUGAAGUCAGUUCAGUAACUUCUCAAAUCAAAAAGAAUCUUAAUGAAGAUACAUUGUCAAGGUUGUCCAAUCCGAUCAAUAAAUCAAGACAUCCGUUUGAAAAUUGUAAUCCCUCUCCUGAGACUCAAUAUCGUUCUCCCUCUCCUGAGACUCGAUCAAUCCUAUACGCACAAGAUUUUGCCUUGAAGAGGCUAUGUCCAGAUGAUCUCGAUUAUCAUUCCUCAAUGGAUCCCUGUGUGAACUAUCAAGCCAACAAAUCCAACAACAUCAAGAUUCAUCACUAUCAAAACGAUCACAGAAAAGUGCCUCAAGAGGCUGAAUCGGUCAUCUUUCCAUCUCGAGAACCAGCUGCAAAGAUUGUCAAAAAACCAAAACAAAAAGCGAAGAACUUAGUAGAAUCAGAGCACAAGCAAGUCAAAGUUGAAAAGACACAACAUCAGAAUCAGGUGCAUGCCAAACAAACUGAUGUUGUGAAAGAAACUGAGAUACCCAAGGCUGUGGGGAAAAAGAAGAAGAAUGUAAUCAAACCAGCACCAGCUCGAACCUUGAGAUCGUCUCAAAGAAGCAAGCCAGUGGAAAAAUCGACCAAAUCUUCUUCAUCGGACGAAUCGACCAAAUCUUCUUCAUCGGACAAAUCGACCAAAUCUUCUUCAUCAGACGAGCAGGAUUCUAGAAACAAAAAGCAAAACAAAACCAAUCAGAUCUACCAGCUGCUCCUUUGGAAGCAAGUGCUGUAA